Messenger RNA from Cydia fagiglandana, 7158 nucleotides. RefSeq names its product protein GDAP2 homolog. Lineage: Eukaryota; Metazoa; Arthropoda; Insecta; Lepidoptera; Tortricidae. Bases 70 to 693 code for a protein of 207 amino acids. The transcript is spliced from 6 exons. The record is from RefSeq and is a predicted model, not a curated record.
UUUCUCUAGCCAAAACUUGGCCAAGUGAAUGACUGUACAUAUAAUAGACAGUGUCAGUGAACAGUGAUCAUGGCUAUGGACACUAUGGCAGUGGAGCUGCCUGACCUGAACACGCUGGCGCCCCAGGUGCCAGUGGAGGAGACUGCUGAGGAAAAAUACGAGCGGUUACUCCGACGAGCGAAGGCCGAGGACCUAAGCGAGGUGUCCGGCAUCGGCUGCCUGUACCAGAGCGGCGUCGACCGGCUCGGGCGACCCGUCGUCAUAUUCAUCGGCAAAUGGUUCCCCAUCGGCGACAUCGACCUUGACAAAGCACUACUGUACCUGAUCAAGUUAUUGGACCCAAUCGUCCGCGGCGACUACGUGAUCGCAUACUUCCACACACUCGCCUCUUCCGGCAACCACCCGCCCUUCUCCUGGCUGAAGGAGGUCUACACCGUGCUGCCUUACAAAUAUAAGAAGAACCUGAAAGCGUUUUAUAUUGUACAUCCCACAUUCUGGACGAAGAUGAUGACGUGGUGGUUCACGACGUUCAUGGCGCCGGCCAUCAAGGCUAAGGUGCACACGCUGCCCGGCGUCGAGUUCCUCUACUCCGUGAUGGCGCGCGACCAGCUCGAGGUGCCCGCCUUCGUCACCGAGUACGACAUGACGAUAAACGGUCUACACUACUUCCAGCCAGACACGAACAGCACGUAAACGUAACUAUACGUAUGUACGUAACUAUACGUGUAGUACGCUACGAGUUCGCCUCACGUGGGGUCGCCGCGUCGCUCAUCUUCGCAGUUCAUUACAAAUAGUACACCAUAUACCAUACCUACCUAUGUAAUAUACCAAAGACUAGGAAUCCUGCAGACAUAGCAUAGUAGCGCUACCCCCUCUGCCACAAAUAUACGGUAGUUUUACUCCAUUUUCGAUCAAGUGUGUUUGUGUGACGCCCGUGUCUUUGAACGGACCAAUCACAGCACGGGACUCGCUCACCUCGUCCCUGCUCCCCUGUAUUAUUGGCAGCAUCAUCAUGAAAUAAUUGCUCUAAGCUCCGUCUAGAGGAUUCCUAGUUUGUUAUAUACCUACCACUACCAUCGUUCAAGCUGUUAACUGACAAUUCAUACACCUUAAUGAAAGGACAUAAGGUCCAUCUUCAGUUAAGAAUGUUGUUCCCAGAAAUCCUAGCGUAGCAGAUAUUUUUGUUAUACUGUUUAUAGAAACGUGGAAAAAACUGUGCUGUGGAAAUAGUCACUAGAUGGCGCUAUUCAAGUUUCCCUUUUCGCCCAUUCCUUUACGAGUGCGCUAUCUAAGUAUCUAUCUUCGCAGCACUAUUUUUGCUAUGAUGAGUGUACAUUAAAAAUCAAGAAUAAAUGUUAAGAUAGCCAGAUAUACCUAAAAACAGUUUUUGAACGUACUUUGUAGUUAAUAUCGCUACUGCCUAGAUUGCCUAGAAUUUCUAGGCUAGAAAAAUGUAUAAAGGUAGUCGAAAAUGUAUAAAUAUCGAGAGAGAACUAAAUUUUAAUAUAUUAAAAAGUUCGAAAAAGAGAGAUAAAUAAUAUUUUCUCUAUAAAAUUGUUCUCGUAAGGCUACGACGGUAUUUAAAUUAUCUGAUCUGGCAUAUUUUUUUCUGAUAAUUCUUCAAAACCUGCCAAUUCUUUGUAAUAGAUUUCUGAGGGACUACCGCGAGCCACGUUCGACGUGUUGCCUCCCUGUCACACUUACGUACGAAUUAACAAGUGCGACAAAGAGGCAGUACGUCGAACGUGAUUCGCGGUAGGCCCUCUGUUAAUUUAAAUUCUGUAUCGUCUGCAGAUAGCUUUAAUAAAAUCACUUACUAUGGUUUCUUAACUGCAAAGAUGACUAUCGUCGGCAUUAUAUUUAAUUUGUAAGAAAAAUGUAACAAUCCUUAUUUGUGUUUUAUAAAUUAAGUGAAUAAAAAUAUAGAGGAAAAAAUAAGAAACAUUUAGUCAGGCCAAGAUAACUCUGCAGCAAUUUUUAUAGCUGCAGAGUUAUCUCGGUCUGACUCUGUGUCGAUGGUGGCAUAAGUAAUUCCAAAUUCUAAUUUUGAUUUGAUAACCAACCAGUCGGUUAUCUAAAUCAGAAUUAAGUUUGUAAUAUUGGCCAGUGUUUUGUAUCUCUUAAGAAUUUCAGUGAAAUCUGUAAAUAAUUCAAUUAUUUAAAUAUUUUACUGAACUCGUUUGUUAACACUAUAUCUUAGUAUUAGAGGUGCAUUUUAUAAUUAUUUAGUCAUAAUAAUGAUUGCCUGGUCAUAAUGUUCUUGUAGGGCGUGUACCUACUUAGGUUUGUUGCUAUUAUCUACAACGUGUGUACACGGCUUUAUAGAUUUUUGGCACUAUGCCCUUGUUCUUUUUUUUUUUCAACGAGUGUACUGCAAUUUUAAAAUAUGCCAUUAAUCAAGAAUGAUACUUAAUUUGCUAUUUUUCAAAUGAAUUUGCCUUUCAGGAAACCAUUGGCCUAGUUUUUUUUCAUAACUUACAAUCUGUCCUAUAUCAAUUCGAUCCUGCGACAGGGUAUUCGUUUAGCGCAUAGUUUUAUUUUUACCGUACGGAGUAGGUUUUAUAUUAGCUAAGCUUUACGUAGACAUCUUGUACCUAAUGAUGUAAUUAAAGGCAGUAGGGGUAGUAAACCUAACCUUAAAACUCAUAAUUAAAAAAAAAACAACGGGUUGCACUCCGGGAGUGCCGGCAGAAGUGAAAACUCAAUGACAUUGUAACAGUUUUUCGAUCAGAUCACGUGUCCGUCUUUCGAAUCUUACGGUCACGUGACCUGUCGCGAGUUUGUCAUUUUUCCCCAUCACAAAAAGUGCACAGCGCCGCUAAAGAAGUAUUCACUUCAAAAAGAAAUAAUUCAAAUUCUUAACAAUGUUGCCAACAUCCAAAAGCCAUAGACAAUUCUCGUGUUCACUACUCCUGCGUGUUUACGUUGAAAGGUGCUUGAUAUUUUUUGCAUAUGAGAUUUUAUUUUUACAUUAAGUAGAUUAGAUAUCGGGAGAAAUAUAAAUUAAUCGUAUGUAAAUAUGCUGUUGACGUUUUAACAGUUUUGUGAGUUCACCGCCAGUGUUGAACGCAAAAUAUUAGAUACACAUCUUCUUCUAAACUACCACGAUAGUAGGAAAAUGUAACGUUAUUUGGGGAAAGCUAUCUAUCUUAUGACGCUUAAACAUAAUCAUAAUCAUGUCUUUAUGUUUAGUGUCAUAAGAUUGCCCUUUCAUUAGAUUUUCAUUUGUACAGUCGCCAUCAGAUUUAUCGGAGCGGCCAAGGUGCUCACAAAUAUCUGAACACGCCUCUAUUGUUAAGACGUUAGAGAGCGAGUUUAGAUAUUUUUGGGCAACUUGGCCGCUCCGUUAUAUCUGAUGGCGACUGUACAUGGCAAUUUAAUUUUAUGAUUGCCCUAUACGACACGAGGUACCAAUUCAGCCUCAUAAGGCCCACGGUCCUACCUGUAGUACUUUACUUCAAUGUAAUUUAAACUGUCUUCAAUUGGAACAAAGUUGCAUAUUGCGUGCUUUGAAUUCCAACGAAACAAAUUAAAUUUAACCAUAUUUAGUACACUAUUGGUUUCAAUUUCAUUUGUCAUUUUGUCUUGUAUGGUGGGCCCUAAGGUUAGGACAUUGGGCUAUGUUGUAUCAAGUCAUAUUGAGACGCAUUUCAAUGUCUGUUUAUUUCUCUUUUCUAACGAACAUUUGUAGGAAAAUGCCAAUUGUUAUUAACCACUGCCUCCACGUCGGGUGAGAUUGUAAAUUCAGUGAGAUUUCAUAAUGUAUCUGGUCUUAGAUGAGAUAUUUUUGUAUUUAUCAAAUAGCACCAACAGUUUGUUAUUAUAAUGUUUAUAGCACUGACACCAUGUGAAUGUGUUAGAUAGUGGCGCCGCCUAGCGUGUGAUUUUAAACAAUAGUAUGCUCGCAAAUUGAUAUCUAUCUCUUUCAAACAGUGUAUAAUGUAAGAAUUACAAUAGGCCUUAGUCAAAGAAAAAAAACGAUAUUUAAUUUGGAUUAUUCCUAGUGUUACCAAAGAUAACAACUGGGUGGUAAUAUCUAGGAAACACGCAAUAGUUACACUAGGUGGCGCUUUGAAAGCCUCAUAAUAUUGUGCAUUCCUAGCGCUUUCGUAACGCCAUCUAGUGAAACGUUUUAAUUAUGGUUAGGGAGGCGAGGUAGCUAAAUGGCGUAAUUCAACGGCGCCGUCGAGACCUAUCAAAAUCGAAAGAUAAAAUAAUUUCGAAAAGAAAAGCUCGUAUGGCAAAAACCAUUUUAGCGGUGGGUUUGGCGUGUACGGUUUUUCAAAAAUGUUAAAAAAAACAGUUACUUGGGCAUUCUCGAGCGCGUCAGAUAUUCAUACUACGCAUGCCCCGAGUGCCUCUGAUAACAACGGUAUACUAAUCUGCCGGUUUGCGUGGUGGGGGUAGGCAUAUAAAGUAGUCAAAAAUGCAAAAAAAAAAAUUUACUCUAGCGCGUCAGAUUUUCGGAAGGGGUGUUAAGUAGGCCCCAAGGAAGCUUCCUUUAAAAAAACUGACGAUUUCGGCGUGACGAUAAGUAACGAUGAAUUUUUGAAAAUGCAAAAAAAAAAAGUUUUUUUGAAAUACUCGAGCGCGUCAGAUUUUCAUAGGGGAGGUUUAUCUCGGUAUCCUGAAAGCAUAUUUUUUUAAUCUGGAAAAAAUGUUGGUGGGUUCUCUUAAUCUGACCGAUUUUAUGAUGCUUCAAGUCAAAAAGUUUUAACUUUGGACAAAAAUGUAAAGAGACCUUUUUUGUGUAAAAUAAAAUUACCUUUUUUGUUUAUUUAAACUUUUUUUUUGUAAAAUGUAUCGUUCGCGACUUAUAUGCCGCAACGCGUUCUUAGGAAGACGAAAUGGCUCCUCCACACUUCCGGUCAUGCGGAAACCGGCAGAUUUUGUAUUUUUAGUAAGUUUUAGAUUAUAUUCUUCAAAAUAAAAAAUAAAAAAAUCGCGCUCGAGAAUGCCGGAUUAACGUUUUUUUUUACAAGUUCGCGACCCUAUAACUCGGCGGCGUCAAGGACUUAUCGUCAGAUUAGUUAAAUUUAGUCUUUAAACACUAAAAUCAACCCCCAAUAUCUUAAUCUGACGCGCUCGAGUAUUUCAGACUAUCCAUUUUUUUUUACUAAUCUGAUCGUCUAUCCUAGGCGCGCGUCACUACAUAUAGAGCUAAAUACUUUACAAGGUUGUUCUAUUAGGUCUAAGGUAUCUCUCAUAUCUUAAACUGCCACGCUCGAGUAUUGGCGAAAAUUCCCCUAUUCGCCUCCCUAACUAUUACAACUGUACUUUUUCUCACAGUAACUUAGUCGGACCAAGAUCUGCAUGGCAUUUGCAACGACAAAGUGUAGUGAUGUCAACAAUAAUGUCAAAUUUCUAUGAAAAUAUGACGUUUAUAAUGACCCUUCUUCACUUUUGUUAUGUUCAAGUCGGUGCAAAGUUAGAUUAGACGGACUCCACCCUCCUAAGGCUCAAGGUCCUACCUAUGGUACUUAUUCAGUUCGAUGAAAUUUAAAUCAUAUUCAAUUGGAAAAGCUGCAAAAUUAGUUUUGUUUCAUUCCAUUUUCAAACAAAACAAAAUGAACUCUAUCCCCUACACUAUAGGUUCCAAUUACAGUGGCAAAUUUUGAAUUUUUCAUAUGUAUGGCUGGGUCUUAGGAGGCUACUACUGUAAGAACAAGUCUAAUAUUUGCGGGCGAACUAUUGAGUAGCAUGCCCUGCUACCACUCUAUGUGCCACCUAUAUAGUCUGUUUGUGUGUGAGAAUGGUGUGUGGUCGAUGCAAUAUUAAUGUGUGUUUUAUAGAGGUUGAGUAUAGUGAUGGCGGAUUGGUGGCUUGUGUCCCGACCGACAGAAAUCUGAGAAAAAAAUAAGUUGGUAGCAUUCGCAGACGCGACUUUCGACUUUAUACAACUUCAUAUAAAGUUGAAUAUUGAUUUUGUUUUAAUCUUAAAUAUUGAUGUUAUAUCGGUACACGGCGGGAAAAAGUUGAUAAAUCGAGAUAUUUUGCUGAAGAAAUUUGAACUUUGAAUAAAACUGUUUAAGGUUCAAAUUUCUUCAAUUUUUUCCCGAAAGUUAUCAACUUCUUCCCGCCGUGUACGGAUAUAAUGUUAACAUUUCAAAGUUAUAGUCACUGUAGCAUAACUAAUUUAUCCCAUUUAUAUCAUAAAAAGUUGAAAACAUAAGAUAAUGUGACUUAGUAAUUCGACCAAUGAUAUAAUUUUUAAGAUAGAUAUAAAAGGUUUGUACCUCAUUGGGUGAAUGACCAAGUCAUUUUUUUCCGUUAUUUUGUAUUCGAAUGAAAUAAAGAGCUAUCUGUCGAUUGGGACACAGCCAUAUUGCAUUGUUGUUGUAUAAAUAAAGUUAAAUUUUUAAUACAUUUGUAAUCGUAAGACUUUUCCAACAUACUGUUUCAUACUUGUAAGCUCGGUGUCUUCUAUAGUCUGUUUGUAAGCAAUUUUUAAUGUCAAAUGUAAGUUGAUGCAAUAAUUUACUCGAAACUUACACCUGUAGCUUUUGUUGUAAAUAUAUAAUACAACAUAAUGACUAUGAUAUUAUUACAAAUGUAAUUGUAAUAUUAUGGUCAGUAUGCUAGUUCUUCAAUGUAAAUAGUGUAAUCAGUAUCACAAUCUGUAAAGUGUCAUGUAAGCAUUAUUUAAAUGUCAUAGAACUAGUUAAGGAGUUUUGCUUUGGUGAUAAAAUAUUUGUCCAAGUCAAAUCAGUCAAACAACACACGGCAGAUACACUGUCAUGUAGAAAGUUCCAAUGUAAAGCAUUUUGAAUUAAAAAAAAUAUCUUUGAUAGGUUAGUAAAAGCAAGUUCUCAUUUCUAGUAAGGGAUUUGAGAAUUCCAUACUAUCAAAAUGAGAGUUGUCUACCCUAUUUCAUACAAAUUCAAAUUAUUGGGAGAUAUAUUGUCAUCAAAGAAAACUUCCUAAAAUAUCAACAAGGCCUUAGCAUGUUAACUAUUGUUACUUUUUACAAAGUUUGGUUGCGAGUAUAUUACUGUUGAUAGGACAUGUUGCCAUGGUCUAUGUUACAUGCAUAUUAUAGGGUUUAAUAUAAUGUGAUCAAUCAAGUUAAGUUUCAUAUUUUAUUAAUAUAAUGUAGACUAUUAUAUAGGCUAUGUAAAUAUUUAACAAAAUACAAAAAUAAAAUUAAUAAUUUACUAA